Brassica napus (rape) is the source of this 1707-nucleotide messenger RNA. RefSeq names its product putative 12-oxophytodienoate reductase-like protein 1. The record is from RefSeq and is a predicted model, not a curated record. The transcript has 4 exons. Gene Ontology annotation, molecular function: FMN binding; oxidoreductase activity. The coding region runs from base 438 to 1565 and encodes 375 amino acids. NCBI's taxonomy places the organism in Eukaryota, Viridiplantae, Streptophyta, Magnoliopsida, Brassicales, Brassicaceae.
UGAGACUCUAUGGGUAACGCAUCGACCCACCAACAUUCAUGACCCCAUGUCCACUCUCAACCCGUGAACCUCACCUUCAUUCGGCGUCCAGUGCCUUGUCGGAAAGGCUCGUUUGACUUGAUAUACUUACCCGAAAAACACGCAGCUUUCUGAUAGAUCACCUAUCAUUUGAUUGAUUCAACUUAAGCACGUUUAACUCUGGAGUUUUCUCCGGAUGGUUAACCGAAAAAGUAAGUAAACUAUGUGUCAUAGAUAAUCCAAAUCAACUCUUAUAAGCCCUUUCCACCUUACUACCACAAAUCCAGGACACUACACUACACAUCCUCUUCGUGUCUCCUUACAAUUCCUCUUGUUUUCAUGUCACCGGUGAUAAAAACACCAAACAUUAUCUUAAAAUACAAGCAACACUAAAUCUGGAGUUCUUGAAAGAUAGAUCAAUGGAGAACGGAACUUCCUCUGCAACCAAUCAGACAAUUCCCCUUCUCACACCAUUCUCAAUGAGAAACUUCAAUCUUUCUCACAGUUAUGCCAGGGAUGGCGAGAAUGAGAUCAUACGGCAACGUUCCACAACCUCACGCCGCCAUGUAUUACUCUCAGAGAGCAACGCCGGGAGGUCUUCUCAUCACCGAAGCCACCGGAGUUUCAGAAACCGCCAUGGCGUAAGGUAUCAUGACAUGCCAGGGAUAUGGAAGAAAGAACAAAUCGAAGCAUGGAAGCCUAUCAUUGACGCCGUUCAUUCUAACGGCGCCGUCUUCUUCUGUCAGCUCUGGCACGCCGGUCGCGUUUCUCAUCGAGAUUCUCAGCCAAAUGGUGAAGCUCCGAUCUCUUCUACGGAUAAGCCUCUCGCCGAGACUUCAUCCAACGAGUUCACAACAUCCGACGAGUUCACACCUCCGAGGCGGCUAAGGACCGACGAGAUCCCAAACAUUGUAAAUGAUUUUCGUCUCGCUGCAAGAAACGCUAUAGAAGCUGGUUUUGAUGGAGUGGAGAUCCAUGGCGCACACGGAUACUUGAUCGACCAGUUUAUGAAGGACACUGUCAACGACCGCACCGACUUUUAUGGCGGAUCUCUCGAGAACCGAUGUAGAUUCGCGCUGGAAGUAGUCGAAGCUGUGACGAACGAGAUCGGAUCUGACCGCGUUGGAGUCAGACUCUCUCCGUUCGCGAACUAUAUGCAGUCGGGAGAUACAGAGCCUCAAAAGCUAGGUGUUUACAUGGCAAAGUCUCUGAAUAGAUUCAGAACACUCUAUUGCCACAUGGUUGAGCCGAGGAUGAAAACAGCCACUGAGGCUUUCGAAUGCACUGAGUCGCUUACGCCGAUGAGGAAGGCGUUUGAAGGAGCGUUCAUCGUCGCCGGAGGUUAUACAAGAGAAGACGGGAACAAGGCGGUGGCGGAGGGAAGAACCGACCUGGUGGCGUAUGGGAGACUGUUCUUGGCGAAUCCAGAUUUGCCAAGAAGAUUUAAACUCGACGCGCCGCUGAAUAAGUACGACAGAACAAGUUUUUAUACUUCUGAUCCUGUCGUGGGUUAUACUGAUUACCCUUUUCUCGAGACAGAACCUUAAGGUUUUGUCUUUUUUUUUUUACUUUCCAUUUUUUCAGCUGCUGUAAUAAUCUUACAAGUUGUUAAAAGCAUACAAUUUGUUUACAUUAUAGCCAUAGCAAGUUGUUCACAUUACAUUUAGAGGUUCUGGUUCAAUUUAUUGA